This is a messenger RNA of Sinocyclocheilus anshuiensis, 1886 nucleotides long. RefSeq lists its product as uncharacterized. The transcript is spliced from 4 exons. Gene Ontology annotation, cellular component: plasma membrane. NCBI's taxonomy places the organism in Eukaryota, Metazoa, Chordata, Actinopteri, Cypriniformes, Cyprinidae. Gene Ontology annotation, molecular function: monoatomic cation channel activity. The coding region runs from base 694 to 1485 and encodes 263 amino acids. The record is from RefSeq and is a predicted model, not a curated record.
CAGACUUACUUGUACUAUGAGAGAGAGAGAGAAAAAAAACUUUUUAAAUAUAGGUUCAUGUUUAUCUGAUUCAUUUUCUAGUCCAGUGUCCACAAACUUUGUGACUUAUAUAAAUCUGUAUGUUGUUAUGCAUUCAAAAAGAAUAUCGUUUAUAAAUGUGAACUUUGAGUUGAAUUAUUUUGUUGCCCUGCAUCUAUCUAUAUUAAUGGAUCAUUAUAUGUUAAUGCCCCCCAAAUGAGGGCCUUGCAUCCCUUCCCCUCCUCUCUCCUCCUACUGAACGUGAUCGAUUUCGAAAGUGAAAGCGAAAAAAAAAAAAAAACUGCGCAAAAAAAGCUAUCGUGUCAGCGAUUGCAGAUUACACGCUUCCCACCCGAACCACACUCCACAUAACCCUCCCCCCAUUAAAAUAAAGCCAUAGCCUUGAAUGCAUGUGACUUGUUGGCAUUAUAUGCUGAGUUAUCAACAACACAGCACAGAAAGUGAAAGAACAACUGAUGCCCAGUUCCUCCCGACUUAUAAAACAGAGGAAAUGAGACCAAACUCCAAAAUCUGACUCACUUCAUUUUUUAAAAGGAGACCUCUCCAACUUUAAACAUUUCCUGAGCAUCUGAUGCCAGAUUAUGAGCAUUUCCUGAGACAUUAAACAAAGAAGAUAUCAAAAUAUCAUCACAUUUACCUGUUGUGUGCUGUAAGAUGUCUUUAACAAAAAAACUGUUUGAACCAUUUAAAAGCGAGCUGGGGAAAAAGGCUCUUUCCACCUCUCUUCCAUUGAGCAUUUUGUUGAUUCCAUUGGAAGCUUUGAUUGAUAAAGAUUUUUCAUGCCCGUGCAAAGUUGAGCUGAAUGCAACCGUAUCAAACCUCAUCUUUGCUGCACCUUUUUUUUUUGUUUUAGCUUUAACGUGUCUUGCUUUACGGCCAGUUAAACACGCUGAUCGAUGUUCUUUUAAAAACAUUUUCAAAUUAUGGUUCAAAAGAUGGUUCUGUACAUUUCCAAAUGUCAAAGAAUUGUCCUCUAAUUGUCCAAAUUCCAAAGAAUGCUCCUGUAAAUGUCCAAAUUUCAAAGAAUCGUCCUCUAACUGUCCAAAUGUCAAAGAAUGGUACUCUAAUUGUCCAAAUUUUAAACAAUGUUUCCAAAAAUGUGUAAAAUGGAGAGAUUUCUUUCUUUGCCUGAUUCCACCUUUUGUAUGGAUCAUUCUUGUGCUCCUUGAUGGUGAUUAUGUUGCCUGUCAGGACACAUACUGGAAUGGAGUGUAUAUUUCAGAUGAUCAGCUACAUGUGAAAUGGUGUAAACCGACUAAAUCAGUUCCAAGAAGAAAUGAGACCGAACUACAGGCUCUGACUCUCAGCUUUAUUGCCACUUCACAGAAUUGGGGAUAUGGUCUGCUCCUUGUCUUCAGCAUUGGUAUUAUAGUCAUUGUAGCUUGUGAUGUCUGCCGGAGUGAAGAAAAGCCACAAAAUGAGGACAUGCUGUCACUCUAUAUGUAGAUGAUAUGAUGUGUGAAUAUGUAAUGUGUAAGAUAUCAAUCAUGUUGUAAAGACAAAUUGUUCUAUAGAGAUCAAUAAAGUGUCUAGACUGAUUUAAUUCAGUGAUUGAUCUUCACUUCACUGUUUAAAAUCACACUAAUCAACUCGUUUCUACAAGUCCAGUCAUCUUGAAACUGAUGGCGGACAUUAAACAAGUAGCCUCGUGUAGGCUAUAGGGAAGUGUUGAUGUUUUAUUUUUUUAUAUUAAGUAACAUUUCCACGAUGUUUUCAAUCAGCAUUUCGGUAACCACAAAAGUUAAAAUGUGGUUAAUCAAAGCACAUAUUUUUACAUUGACACAAACAAACACUCACCAGGAAGUAACCAGCAGCAGUUUGCUCCUGAAACAAAUCUGUUAGUAUGA